Malania oleifera is the source of this 691-nucleotide messenger RNA. Its product is annotated as zinc finger BED domain-containing protein RICESLEEPER 2-like. The transcript is spliced from 2 exons. The record is from RefSeq and is a predicted model, not a curated record. Bases 1 to 669 code for a protein of 222 amino acids. Gene Ontology annotation, molecular function: DNA binding; protein dimerization activity. Lineage: Eukaryota; Viridiplantae; Streptophyta; Magnoliopsida; Santalales; Ximeniaceae.
AUGAAUAUGUUGAUUUUUGUUGCAUCUGUUCUUGACCCUAGACGUAAGUUGGGAUUUGUGCAAUAUGCUCUUUCUACUAUGUAUGAAGGCGACAAAGGUUUAUUAGUGGGGAAAAAGGUACAGGAUACAACAAUGGAAUUGUUUGCUGAGUAUAAAAAGUUGUCACAAUCUAAAAAUGAAGAAUCAAACAGAAGUGAAACUUCAAGCUCGACUUGCUCCACAGCCUCCACUGGUCAAGGUGAAGCAGUAGAACGAAAGUUCAAAGUUUUGUAUCAAAAGUACAAGACUCAAAUUGGAGGUGGAGAUAAUAAAUCAGAGUUGGAUAGGUAUUUGGGGGAGGAUUGUGAAGAGGACGUGGAGGGUUUUGAUAUUUUGGAGUGGUGGAGGUUAAAUAGUCAAAGGUUUCCCGUCCUUUCACAUAUGGUUCGUGAUGUUUUAGCAGUUCCCAUCUCUACAGUUGCUUCAGAGUCUGCUUUUAGCACAGGGGGGCGUGUUCUCGAUGCCUUUAGGAGUUCUUUGACUCCUAAAAUUGUUCAAGCUCUUAUCUGUACACAAGAUUGGAUUCGGGGUUCACAUACUCCAAUUAAGGUUGAAGAAGACAUAGAUGACCUUGAAAAUCUAGAAAAAGAGUUGUCAAAGGUUGCAUUGGAGUCCACAAUUGGUGAAUAAGACAAACAAAGAAAGACAAAGG